AGUCGCAACCUGAGCUCACGCGUGGCCUCCUACAACUCUCGCAUUGUAGGGGAGGGCGAGUCAUUGGCAGAAGAGGUAAAACUCGUCAAGAGUGACAUCUCGCGGGCCAUGAAGCGCGCCGCAGAUGACAAUGCUCUGGAGGAGCUCGGAAGGGCCAAGGCUGUGCUGGAAGGUCACGGACCAGGUGGAGACAUGCGAAAACUGCUCAAGCAGCCAACGCCGGCGCUGCUCACGCUGCUGUUGGGCCAGCAGUGCAAUCUGGUCACCCUCCAGAGGAAAGAGGCGAUAAAGCUGAAGGAGGAAUACCACGCGUUCAGGGACCGCUGCGGAGUCAUCCUGUUCUCAUUUGCGCUUGUGCUCCUGGUGGGCCUCCUGCGAGCGGAUGCCAAGCGGGAGGCUGGGGAGCCCUUCUCCCUGACUCCCCCCUUCAUGGUGGGCGUGCAGGGCUUCCUCGCCUGGCUCCUGUACUUCUACACCGCCAUGGCCCUGCGAGAGAACGUCCUCAAGGUGAAUGGGAGCAGCAUCCGGCCCUGGUGGAUCCACCACCACUACUGGGCGGCCAUCACCAUGGCGCUGCUGCUCACGCUGCCCGUCGAUUCCAGCGCGGUGCAGGCCUUCGUCAGGAAGUUCCUCUGGGAUGCUGAUUCGGGGCAGGAUGUGUGGGUGCAGGGGUUGGUGAUGAUGGUGCAGAACCGGUACCAGCGGCGGCGGAUGUACACACGCAUCGCGCUCGGCAAGAACCGCGCGAUGGACGUGGUGUCGGGCGAGUCCAGCGGCGGCUCUGGCCAGCUCCUCUUCCUCUACCCACUCCUC
Molecule: messenger RNA, 813 nt
Organism: Coccomyxa subellipsoidea C-169
Lineage: Eukaryota; Viridiplantae; Chlorophyta; Trebouxiophyceae; Coccomyxaceae
Exons: 5
Cellular component (GO): membrane
Source: RefSeq, a predicted model, not a curated record